GUCAAGUUCGAAGUCAAACCUUCGAUCUCAUAGACCCAGAGACUGACUGUGAGUUGCGUCCUGAGGUAACAACUUGCACUACCACCCUAUCAAAAGGCCAGUUUAAUAGUGCCAGAUUUGAAAGGUUUUCAAGUUGGAAGGUGCUGCAAAAGGCUAUUGCCAAACUCCAACAUAUAGCUCAAUCAUUCAAGAACAACUCUGAGGUUUCCUGUCGUGGCUGGCACAACUGCAACAAACAUUUAACUGAAAAGUCACUGCAACUAGCCAAGACCACGAUCAUUCGCACCGUUCAAAGAGAGGUCUUCGCAGAAGAUAUUGGAUGCAUUGAAAAAGGCACAGCUCUAAAAAACUCAAGUCCACUCAGCAAACUGAAUCCAUUUGUUGACACGCAAGGGCUCCUUAAAGUUGGAGGCCGACUAAAGAAAGCACAGUUGUCUGCAGAAGAAACCAAUCCCAUACUCGUCCCUGGAAAGCAUCAUCUUGCUCAGCUCAUAAUAAGACACUUUCACGAAAAAUUAUGUCACCAGGGAAGGCAUUUCACGGAGGGAGCAGUCAGAGCAGGGGGCUUUUGGAUUGUGGGAGGAAAAAGAGCAGUAAGCAGUGUGAUUUUCAAGUGCAUCACAUGCCGCAAAUUAAGGGGCAGGCAACCUGAACAGAUAAUGGCUGAACUUCCUGAGGACAGGCUGUCCACGGACCCUCCUUUCACAAAUGUAGGCCUUGAUGUGUUCGGUCCCUGGUCCGUUACAGUGAGAAAAACGCGUGGUGCUAAUGCAGAUGCUAAAAGAUGGGCAGUCAUAUUCACCUGCAUGAGUACACGUGCAAUUCAUAUUGAAGUGAUUGAGUCAAUGGACACAUCGUCAUUCAUUAAUGCACUGCGUCGUUUCUUUGCCAUCCGAGGUGGUGCCAAACUCUUGAGAUCUGAUUGUGGGACAAAUUUUGUGAGUGCCUGCAAAGAGCUCCAAAUAGACAAACUAGGCUGUCACAAUGACAAAAUAGGCACAUUCUUGAAAGACAGUGCGUGCAAAUGGCAGUUUAAUCCUCCACAUGCAUCCCAUAUGGCUGGUUCCUGGGAACGCAUGAUCGGCGUCACCCGAAAAAUCCUCAAUGCAAUGCUCCUUGAACAUCCAUAUGGGAAGCUCACACAUGAAGUACUCGUGACAUUGUUAGCUGAAGUCACCGCAAUUGUAAAUGCACGCCCGCUAACGGCUGUUUCUACAGAUCCCGAAAACCCAGUCAUUCUUACUCCUGCGAUGCUACUCACGCAAAAGGUUGGCACACCACCGAUUCCACCAGGGCAGUUUCAGACCAGUGACCUAUUCAAAGCCCAAUGGAAGCGCGUGCAGUACUUAGCUAAUGUUUUCUGGAGUCGUUGGCAGAAAGAAUACAUCGCAGGCUUGCAGGUUCGUCGCAAGUGGAAAAUAAAAAAGCCGAACCUUCAAAUGGGCGACGUUGUUUUAAUGAGGGAGUCUCUGGAACAUAGGAAUAAUUGGCCACUCGGACUGAUCACAAAAUCUUUCCCAAGUGAGGACGGUAAUGUCAGAAAAGUUGAGGUUAAGAUUUUCCGAAACGGCGAGAAUAGGUUUUACAUUCGCCCAAUUCGUGAAGUUGUGCUUUUGAUGUCUAAGGAUAGCAUGUAAAACGAGUUAUUGUUGUGUAUCGUUCAUUAGUUAAGAGCUGACAUCUUGCAGAUGUCAGGCGGGGAGUGUUAUGUCCUCUGGUCUUAUGUUGACUACUUUUUGGGUUUCUUUCUAAGAUUGUAUAUUGUUCAUCCGUCCACAGGAUGUCGCUAUUGUAACUCAGAAUCUUAAGUUUUUCUUUGGUAUUGCUGUUUGCGCUCGGCUUCCCCUAGUGGCGAUUUGCUGUAAGCAGCAGGCAGAAAGAACUUUUUAUUUCAGUUGGAAAAGAGGCCUUGAGGUGUUAAGACGUUACACACCUCCUCUGCACCAUACAUCGUUGGGAACCCUUGACAAAACAAAAUCUUUUUACCACACACACGCACACACGUUGACACAAAGAAAUAAAUGAGAGGAAGGAGUUCGGGCCUCCAAGUUUCUUUGUCGGUUUAGCUCGCUGCCAAAGUCGAGUAGCCAUACGCUCGGCUGAGGGCAGAAGACACAGUAUCAACAUCGAUGAAAAACACACGCUUUCCAAAUUUUCUUUCGGGUCACAGGAGACCAACCCAAC
Messenger RNA from Corythoichthys intestinalis (scribbled pipefish), 2184 nucleotides. RefSeq lists its product as uncharacterized. The record is from RefSeq and is a predicted model, not a curated record. Gene Ontology annotation, molecular function: nucleic acid binding. Lineage: Eukaryota; Metazoa; Chordata; Actinopteri; Syngnathiformes; Syngnathidae. The transcript is spliced from 2 exons. Gene Ontology annotation, biological process: DNA integration. Bases 660 to 1637 code for a protein of 325 amino acids.